GAAGAUGGAGCCUGCCGGCAUGGAUUAUUUCUGCGAGCAGGUACAGCAGAAGGACGUGGGCCGCAGGAUGCAGGUCGGCCAAGAGCUGCUGGAGUACCUGGGCGACCCGGCGAGGUCCACCGAUCUGGAGCAGGACCAGCAGCGCCUUGACAAAGUGAUCGACGAGUUAACAGCGUGGGUCAACUCCAGUAAUUUUAAGGUAGCACUGCUGGGAUUAGAUGUUCUAGGUGCCUUUGUCGACAGACUAUCAGGACGCUUUAAACCCUAUAUAGGAACUGUUCUCCUGCCUUUGAUAGACCGUAUGGGAGAUGCCAAAGACCAAGUUCGAGAGCAAGCACAGAAUCUUAUCUUGAAAUUGAUGAGUGAAGCAGCACCGCCCAUGUACAUUUGGGAACGCCUUGCUGUUGGUUUUAAACACAAGAAUUACCGAUCCCGAGAAGGAGUGUGUUUGUGUCUUGUCGCUACCUUAAACAUUUAUGGUGCACAGCCAUUAAUCCUCAGCAAGUUGGUACCACACCUGUGUAUAGCAUUUGGUGACUCCAACAGUCAGGUGAGAGAUGCUGCCAUACUAGCUAUUGUACAGGUUUAUAGACAUGUGGGAGAGAAGGUACGAAUAGAUCUUACGAAGCGAGGCAUUCCUCCUGGAAGGUUGCAAACAAUYUUUGCAAAAUUUGAUGAAAUAAGAAACUCUGACAAUAUGAUUUUAAGUAACGUCAGUGACAAAAGCUUUGAUGAUGAAGAGUCAGUGGAUGGAAAUAGGCCAUCAUCAGCUGCUUCAGCCUUCAAGGUUCCAGCACCUAAAAAGCCAGGAAAUCCUUCAAACAGUGCAAGAAAGCCAGGAUCAGCUGGUGGGCCUAAGGUUGGAGGUUCCUCUAAAGAAGGAGGAGCUGGAGCUGUGGAUGAGGAUGAUUUUAUUAAGGCAUUUACAGAUGUUCCUACUGUACAGAUCUAUUCUAGUCGAGAACUUGAAGAAACGUUGAACAAAAUCAGGGAAAUUCUCUCAGAUGACAAACAUGAUUGGGAUCAGCGAACUAAUGCGCUGAAGAAAGUUCGAUCCUUGCUUGUUGCUGGAGCUGCACAGUACGAUGGGUUUUUCCAGCAUUUACGGCUGUUGGAUGGUGCUUUCAAGCUGUCAGCCAAGGAUCUCAGAUCACAGGUGGUUCGAGAAGCCUGCAUUACUGUAGCCCACCUUUCAACUGUUCUGGGAAACAAGUUUGACCAUGGCGCUGAAGCAAUUGUGCCUACUCUUUUUAACCUGGUUCCCAACAGCGCCAAAGUGAUGGCAACCUCUGGGUGUGCAGCCAUCAGGUUCAUUAUUCGGCAUACUCAUGUGCCACGACUCAUACCUUUAAUAACAAGYAACUGUACCUCAAAAUCAGUUGCAGUUAGAAGGCGCUCCUUUGAAUUUUUAGACCUGUUAUUACAAGAGUGGCAAACACAUUCACUGGAAAGGCAUGCAGCUGUCUUGGUUGAAACAAUCAAGAAGGGCAUUCAUGAUGCUGAUGCAGAAGCAAGAGUGGAGGCAAGAAAGGCUUAUCUGGGUCUUAGAAAUCACUUUCCUAGUGAAGCUGAGACUCUGUACAAUUCUYUGGAGCCACCCUAUCAAAGAAGCCUUCAGACCUACCUGAAGAAUUCUGGCAGUAUAGCAUCUCUCCCUCAGUCAGACAGGUCGUCCUCUAGCUCACAGGAGAGCCUCAAUCGGCCUCUAUCUUCUAAAUGGUCUGCAGCCAGCCCAGCAAGUCUUGCAGGCAGAGUUUCAGGCAGCAGCAAGGGCGUUCCAAGCCCGGGCACUCUGCAGAGGUCUCGCAGUGACAUCGAUGUGAACGCUGCUGCAGGCGCCAAAGCCCGCCACGCUGCUGGACAGACAGCUGGGGCUGGGCGCCUGUCAACAGCUGGGCUGCCCCCGGGAUCCUACGCCUCCCUAGAGGAUACUUCUGACAAGAUGGAUGGAACAGCUUCUGAAGAUGGUCGUAUACGAUCAAAGCUCUCAACCCCUUCUGUUGGUAUUGGAAAUUCUAAAACAGAUUCCAGAGGACGGAGUAGAACCAAAGUGGUGUCGCAAUCUCAGCCUGGCAGUAGAUCUGGGUCUCCUGGAAGAGUUUUGACAACAACCACACUUUCCACUAUGAACACAGGAGUUCAGAGGGUGUUGGUGAAUCCUGCAGCUGCACAAAAACGGAGCAAAAUCCCACGAAGUCAGGGGUGCAGUAGAGAAGCUAGUCCUUCUAGGUUGUCAGUAGCGCGAGGCAGCCGCAUUCCUCGGCCUAGUGUGAGUCAGGGCUGCAGUCGGGAGGCCAGCCGUGAAAGUAGCAGGGACACGAGCCCUGUCCGCUCUUUCCCACCCCUUGCUUCCAGACAUCACUCCAGAUCCACUGGUGCCCUCUACGCUCCUGAUGCUUAUGGGGCCACAGGUACUGGCUUUGGAAUUAGUCAGUCGAGUAGAUUGUCAUCAUCAGUCAGUGCUAUGCGAGUUCUGAACACAGGUUCUGACGUGGAAGAGGCAGUAGCAGAUGCUUUGAAGAAGCCCGUGCGAAGAAGAUAUGAAUCGUAUGGGAUGUACUCAGAUGAUGAUGCCAACAGUGACGCAUCAAGUGCCUGUUCAGAGAGGUCCUACAGCUCCAGGAAUGGGAGCAUACCAACCUACAUGAGGCAGACGGAAGAUGUGGCUGAAGUCCUGAACCGCUGUGCSAGCACCAACUGGUCAGAGAGGAAAGAAGGCCUUUUAGGCCUGCAAAACUUACUAAAGAACCAGAGAACUCUAAGUCGUGUUGAGUUGAAAAGAUUGUGUGAGAUCUUCACAAGAAUGUUUGCUGAUCCUCACAGUAAGGUGUUCAGUAUGUUUUUGGAGACGCUGGUUGACUUCAUCCAGGUCCAUAAAGAAGAUCUGCAGGACUGGCUGUUUGUAUUGCUGACACAACUGUUGAAAAAAAUGGGUGCUGAUUUGCUUGGGUCUGUACAAGCAAAAGUUCAGAAGGCACUUGAUGUCACAAGGGAAUCUUUUCCAAAUGAUCUCCAGUUCAGUAUUUUAAUGAGAUUUACUGUUGACCAGACCCAAACACCUAGCCUGAAGACAGUCCAGCCAGCACUGCAGGACCAGCUUCGCUCUUUUUGGAGCUCAAAGGUCAAAGUUGCAAUCCUAAAAUACAUAGAAACUCUUGCGCAACAGAUGGAUCCAGGAGAUUUUGUAAAUUCAAGUGAAACUAGGUUAGCAGUGUCUCGAAUCAUCACUUGGACAACAGAACCUAAAAGCUCAGAUGUUAGGAAGGCUGCACAGUCAGUGCUGAUUUCCCUUUUUGAACUCAACACUCCAGAGUUUACAAUGCUAUUGGGUGCUUUACCAAAAACAUUUCAGGAUGGAGCCACAAAGCUUCUCCAUAAUCAUCUCCGGAAUACAGGCAACAGUGGUCAGGGAUCGAUGGGAAGUCCUUUAACAAGACCUACUCCACGCUCCCCAGCAAGUUGGUCAAGCCCUCUCACUUCCCCAACCAACACAUCACAGAACACGUUGUCACCAAGUGCAUUUGACUAUGACACUGAAAAUAUGAAUUCUGAAGAUAUUUAUAGCUCUCUUCGUGGAGUCACGGAAGCCAUUCAGAAUUUCAGUUUUCGUAGUCAGGAAGAUAUGAAUGAGCCUGUGAAACGAGAUGCUAAAAAAGAUGAUGGCGAUUCGAUUUGCAGUGCUUCUGGAAUAGUUGACAUGCGAGCAGGAAGUGGUGUGAGCGACACAGGUCGGACAGCUCUGGAUAACAAAACAUCAUUACUCAACACGAUGCCUCCCCACUCCUCACCACGCUCACGGGAUUACAACCCAUACAACUAUUCUGACGGUAUCAGUCCAUUUAAUAAAUCUGCUUUGAAAGAAGCCAUGUUUGAUGAUGAUGCAGAGCAGUUUCCUGAUGAGCCCCCCAUGGACCAUUCAGAUCUGGUUGCAGAGCUACUGAAAGAGUUAUCAAACCAUAAUGAGAGAGUUGAGGAAAGAAAGGCUGCCCUGUACGAGCUCAUGAAGUUAACUCAGGAAGAGUCUUUUGCUGUUUGGGAUGAGCACUUCAAAACAAUAUUACUUCUACUGCUUGAAACGCUUGGAGACAAAGAGCAUGCAAUUAGAGCUUUGGCACUGAAAGUCCUAAGAGAAAUUCUAAGAAACCAGCCAGCAAGGUUUAAGAAUUAUGCAGAACUUACAAUCAUGAAGACACUAGAAGCUCAUAAGGACCCUCAUAAGGAGGUGGUGAGAUCUGCUGAAGAAGCUGCUUCCAUGCUGGCCACUUCCAUUAGCCCAGAUCAGUGCAUUAAAGUUCUCUGUCCAAUUAUCCAAACAGCAGAUUACCCCAUUAAUCUGGCUGCAAUCAAAAUGCAGACAAAAGUUAUAGAAAGAGUAUCUAAAGAAACCCUUACUCAGCUUUUACCAGAGAUUGUGCCAGGUCUAAUACAGGGUUAUGAUAAUUCAGAGAGCAGCGUUCGUAAGGCAUGUGUUUUCUGCCUUGUAGCCAUUCAUGCAGUAAUUGGUGAUGAACUAAAACCACAUCUCAGUCAACUCACUGGCAGUAAAAUGAAAUUAUUGAACCUYUACAUUAAACGUGCGCAAACAGGCUCUGGAGCAGGGGACACAGCAGCAGAUAUAUCUGGACAAAGCUAAUGAAGCUGACAAGAGUUAACCAGGUCUCUUAAAGCAAGGGCAAGGCCCUCUUCRGUGAAAGGAAAAUCCUUACAUACAACUUCUGGAACUUUUUUCUUGUUUUGUUUUUCCUCCCCCCUCUUUUGUUAUUUUUUUUUUGUUUGGGGUUUUGUUUUCUUUCUUUAACCAAUGGCUGUCCUCAGCCUGCAUGAGACUGUYGCAAUAGAAUUAUUCCAAAUCUAAGGAAAAACAGUAUUAACAUCAGUUGAUCAAAGCAGAAUAAAAUUUUAAAAUAAUCUUACCCAUCAGUUACCCUGUUCAUAAUCCUCUGUGUCUUCCCAUUAACUUUUGCCAGUGUUACUGUAUUAAAAAAACGAUUUUUUUAAUGCUAAUUAAAAAGGUAUGCUUUAAGCUUCAGAAGUUAAAAUACAGAUUCUGUUGCUUUUCUCCAGCUGCAGAUAACAUUACUUUAUUAUUGCUGUUUUGUUUGAGUAUCAUGUCCUUCGCUAGAAACAAGAAGUGAUGUGAAACAAGGCUGAACUAGUCUGAACUGCAGUGAGACUCAUUCACUGUGUUGAUGGUUCAUCAUCUUAUUUACRGCUUGUUUGGGAUAUUCUGGAGAUUGAGAAAUAUGCCUAUAAAAAGAAAGCUGGAUUGAUCCAGUUCUGUCACAGUGAUAUUGUUCAUUGGUUGUAUGUUUGUUGCAUAAAUAAGAAUUUAGUGUGCGCAGUGGAGGAUUGGUACAACCAGUACCUCUUAAUGUGGAAGACAGCCCUGCCAGGGCAUCAUUGCCGACCUGGUGAUAGUGUGGCAGCCUGCUGGUGAGCAGCAGAGUUCAUGGUCAUUUGAUGGAUGUGAACCAUCCUUGUCACCUUKCGUUCUUCAAGCAGGAUGCUUCAGAAUGGAGUGCUCUGCCCAAGCAUGCUCAGUAUGUAUUUAUCUUUAUCACUAGAAUGUUUCCUCUCAACCUAAUUGCUGGAACAAGUAGUCUUGUAUUGUAACUCACAUGGGAUCUUAUGACAACAGUGCAGAAAACUAUUUAUUCCUUACCUUCUGAAAAGCACCAAGAUUUUCUGCAUUGAAUUUAAAUGGGGGGAGGGGGGAAUAGUCACAAAUGCUAUGGAUCUCGCCACCUUUUCAUUUAAAGAAAAAUAUAUAUUUUGGAUGAGUAGGAAAAGCUGCACCAAAUUAUUUGCAUGGUUUUMUUGAAUAGCAUCCUCAAGACCCAUCUGGAUUAAGGUGUGGAMAUGUUUCAAGGGUUUGUUUUUCCAUUUUUGAGAAAGAGUUAGUAUAUUGUGAAUAAUGGUUCUUUGUAUUUAUGAAGUUGAUAAUGGAAAGAGAACAAAGAUAAGUAAAUGUGUCCCUAAAUGUUGUCUUUUUCUUUUUUCUUUUCCUUUUUUUUUUCCUUUUUUUUCCUUUUUUUAAAAUAUAAGCAGCAAGCUAAUUAAGUGAGAAAUGGCAUGAAACAGUGCCCUUCCCAGGAAUAGUGGAACUUUUUUUCCUGACUUUUUUUUCCCUUUGACUGUGAUAUUGUCUAGUUGUAGGAAGUGUAUCCUGAUAAGAGAGAAAAUAGUGGUGCCAAGGAUGAUGAUCUAUGCUAGGCUAAAAUUCUCUCUACCUCUUCAGGGUGACUAAUUUUUGACUAAGCUGCUGCAUCUAGCACCAGUAGAAGAACUAUCUACAGAAAAAUCUUUAUUUUUUUUUUCCAGAUUAUCACUUCAUAUGUAUUCAAAACUCUAUUCUUCAACAUUGCAGCCAAAUAUCAUAAGAAACUACUUACACACUUUACCUGCUAGGAACCCUGAAAAACAAAACUGAAUAAAAAAUUAAGUCAGAUGCUUGUAGUUAACAUGAAAGGUUGUUUUUACUUUAGUUUGAAGUGAAUGCGAUAGAAGGAGCUAAGAUGUGGUUAUUAAAGAAGCAAUGCCAUUGCAGAGAUUUAUCUGGAGGAAAAGUUGUAGAAUUAUAUGUAAAGAAUUAAAACCAAGACUGUCAUAACUCGUCGCUAGCCCUUUUUAGCAGCUACAUCAAGAAAAUAGUAUCUCCUCCUUCUUUCCUUUGUUACGUGUAACAUCUUUGUUGUUUUCUACUGUUUAAUUACAUUGUGUAUUUAUAGUUCUAUGCUUACCAUUGUGCAUAUACUGGCAAUAAAAUGUACAUAACAUUACUUAAAAGAUUAGCAAUGUAUACAUUCUGGUUUUUCUGUUUUAUUUGAUCACAUGCUAUAAGAAAAAUUAUAAAUGUGAUUCAUACAACAUUGAUUUAAAAAAUUUUUAUCUUAAUCUUCAUGUUCUGUGUGUCCAAAUGAUGUUUCUUUAUAUAGUCUUGUUGCUAAAUCUGACUUGGCAUWUGAGAACAUGCUGUGAAUAUGAGUAUGCAAGACGAAUUUUUAAAAAAUUGAAUAGAAUCUUUAUGAACACAGUUUCCUUCAUCUAGGCAGAUUUCCUGUUUAUUAUUUCAUUUAUUUGUACAUUAUACAUCGUUUACAUUUUAUUUUUUUAAUAUUUAAAAAAUAUUUUUCAGUCUAAAGUCUUGUAGUUUUUACAUUAUAAUUAUACAAUUAUACAAAAAGUCACUUAAAAAAAUUGCACAAAUUCUAAGCUUAAUAGCCCUGUAUGUUACUCCUGCAUUUUGUAUAGGUAAUAUUUCUUUUCAGAGAAUCAUUGCAAGAUGACUGUUACUUGUCAUCUUUUUGAAGAUGCUAUUUCAUACUGAAAAUAUAAGUUAUUGAAACAUACAGUAUAUAUUCCUGAUGAAACCUAGUUUUUUUAUGUGUAAACAAAAGAUAUGUUUUUUAUCCCCURUAUGACUGAAAAAUAGGUAGAGGGGAGGAAGAUAUUUACACGAAGUUUGUUCAUCAGUUUUGCUUUUAAGCAGUCUCUAAGUGUUUUAAGCAAAGAUAUCCCAUGUAUUAAAAAUCUCAAUGCAAUAUAUUUAAAUGAAUAUUUUACUUAUGAUAUGACUAGUUCUGUUUCCAGCAGAGAUGGGGUUGCUAUCUUUGUAAACAAAUAGAAUCUAUUUAUAUUAUGUGAAGCCAUCAGAAUGUAGGAAUUUGGAAUGAAAAUUAUUUCCACAGCAGCCAAUUAUCAGAUUCACUGCAUUGCUUUUUGCCUUCAUUUCCUAUAUUAUAAGUAGAUAUUAGCUCAGUUAAAUUCAAGCAAUGAUUAGUCAUGCCUUAUGUUCCUGCUGGAGGUGAUUUCUCUAAUGGAUUAGCAUAAAUAUCUUGCAAAAAUUAGGACAGUUAUAAGUUACUGUUCUUUCAGAAAGGGUUUCUACAUGUUCCUUCUAAUAUCCUGUGAAGAUAGGUCAUUGCAGUAAUUUGAAUACUGAAAUGUAAUUCUUAAAGGUUGGGUUUGAGCUUAAAAAAAAGAGGAAGGAGAAGGAAAGCUACAURCAGAAUCAGGAUGGGAAAUGGAUAUUGUGGAUGUCUCAGACUUGGAUGUCAUUUGCUUUAAAGUAUUUUGAGUARCACAUUAUGUUCAGCUGAAGUCUUAGCAAGGAAGUUGGGAUAAUAAAUGUAAAUUGAAAGGAGAGCUGAUCAUGUAAAUUUUCCUGAGUUGGCUUGCUUGUUUGUUUUUGAAGAUAAAGGUUGGAACAGA
This is a messenger RNA of Malurus melanocephalus (red-backed fairy wren), 8211 nucleotides long. RefSeq names its product cytoplasmic linker associated protein 2 (gene CLASP2). The transcript is spliced from 40 exons. Bases 5 to 4633 code for a protein of 1542 amino acids. The record is from RefSeq and is a predicted model, not a curated record. Gene Ontology annotation, molecular function: microtubule binding. Gene Ontology annotation, biological process: mitotic spindle assembly. Gene Ontology annotation, cellular component: cytoplasmic microtubule; spindle microtubule; microtubule organizing center. Lineage: Eukaryota; Metazoa; Chordata; Aves; Passeriformes; Maluridae.